Rhineura floridana is the source of this 3628-nucleotide messenger RNA. RefSeq names its product terminal nucleotidyltransferase 5C (gene TENT5C). The transcript has 2 exons. NCBI's taxonomy places the organism in Eukaryota, Metazoa, Chordata, Lepidosauria, Squamata, Rhineuridae. Bases 176 to 1339 code for a protein of 387 amino acids. Gene Ontology annotation, molecular function: poly(A) RNA polymerase activity; RNA binding. Gene Ontology annotation, biological process: mRNA stabilization. The record is from RefSeq and is a predicted model, not a curated record.
AUCGCACCUUCGCUUCACGCGCUGCCUCUGCCGGCGUUUUUUUCCUCCCUGUAAGGUCGGCCUCGGAGUGUUGAUUGCUGCGAGUUUGACAGCUUUGGCCCCUGGCGAAGGGAAACGCUUGGAAUAACUUUUGUGGGUUUAUAGGCAACAAAAUUAUUUCAAACAUCAGUCUACAAUGGCAGACAACAGACCAAAUGCUGAUUGCAUGUCCUGCAGUGUGCUCAGCUGGGAUCAGGUCGGUCGCCUUCAUGAGGUCCUGUCAGAGGUGGUACCAAUUCAUGGACGAGGCAAUUUUCCAACUCUGAAAAUAACCCUGAAGGAUAUUGUUCAAACUGUUCGCCGCAGGCUGGAUGAAGUAAACAUUCAGGUGCAUGAUGUCCGUCUGAAUGGUUCUGCAGCAGGUCAUGUCUUAGUCAAAGAUAAUGGACUAGGCUGUAAGGAUCUCGAUCUUGUCUUUCAAGUGUCAGUACCAAAUGAGACUGAGUUCCAGUUGGUCAGAGAUGUGGUUUUGCAGUCCCUUUUAAACUUCUUGCCCGAAGGUGUGAACAAAUUGAAAAUUAGCCCUAUGACCCUUAAGGAAGCCUAUAUUGAAAAACUGGUGAAGGUGUGCACUGAUAUUGACCGAUGGAGCCUCAUAUCUCUUUCCAACAAGCACGGCAGGAAUGUAGAGCUCAAGUUUGUGGAUCGUAUAAGGCGGCAGUUUGAGUUUAGUGUGGAUUCUUUUCAAAUCAUACUAGAUUCUCUGCUCUUGUAUUAUGAUUGCUCAGAAAACCCAAUGUCUGAGCAUUUCCAUCCAACUGUAAUUGGAGAAAGUAUGUAUGGUGACUUUGAGGCAGCUUUUAAUCACCUUAACAACAGACUGAUAGCCACCAAGAACCCUGAGGAAAUUAGGGGAGGGGGCCUCCUGAAGUACAGCAAUCUUCUUGUGAGAGACUUCAAGCCCAUGAACAAGGAGAAGAUAAAAACCCUGGAGCGUUACAUGUGCUCUAGGUUCUUCAUAGACUUCCCAGACAUUCUGGAACAGAAGCGUAAAUUGGAGACAUACCUCCAGAACCACUUUGCUGAAGAGGACAGGAGCAAAUAUGACUACCUGAUGACCUUGCGCAGAGUGGUGAAUGAAAGUACUGUGUGCCUCAUGGGACAUGAGCGAAGGCAGACACUGAACCUGAUCUCCCUUCUAGCACUCAGAGUGCUGGCAGAGCAAAACAUCAUCCCUAAUGCUACUAAUGUCACUUGCUAUUACCAACCAGCUCCGUAUGUUAGUGAUGCAAACUUCAGCAGCUACUACAUUGCAGAUAUCUAUGGCCAAUCCUAUCCCACCUGGCUGCCUUGUAACUAAUUUUGAGCUUUCUGCAUUCCAAAGCCCCAACCAACCAGAAUGGAAUGUCUCCCAGAUUUCUCUUUCCUUUAUAGAAAACAAUAGCGCUGCUACUUAGAGUUUAUUAAAUAGUCUUAGUCAGGCCAUCGUGUGGCCCCAUCUUUCCUAGAAUAUCUUAUCUUGUCUAAAAGAAGCAACUGUCCUAAAGCUUGUCUAUAUAAUUGCCCAAGGCUUUCUAAAACUGAAGAUGGAAAGAUGCUAUUGGGACAGUGCCAGAGCAAUAAUAGCUGUUUGAUUGCUCCAAUGCCAUCUUGCCUUCUGAAGUUUGAAUUAAGUUAUCUUUGCAAAUGAGGACUAGGCUGAUAGACCAUGGAAAAUCAUGGCUACAGUCCUGCACACAAUCAAACUGCUCAAACACCUGUUGGAAAUCAGUAGUAGAUAAGCAGCUUAACUGUAUGCAGGAUUGCAGCCAUUUUCUUUUUUUUUUUAGGAAGUCUUAAUUAGCAGUUGGCUCAUUGCUGCUACAGCAGCACUAAAAGAUGAAUUUUAGUUUGGAGAAAAGAAUGGAUUCUGCCAAAUCUGUCACUUAGUUUAAAGAAAUUAAGGCUAUCCUAAAUCACAUGAUACAGAAAUUCUAACUUAAGUAAGACUUUAAAAAAAAGUACUAGCUAAUAUAUGGCAAUUAUGUAUCUUCAGUUUAAUCUUUUAUUUUCCACUGAAACUUGGGCUGACCUGCCAGGGAAAUGUAGGAGAAAUAUGGAACAUUUUUUUUAUAGAAUUCAGUUGAAAUGGUAGGACUUCCCUAAUUCUCUGAAGUUGCAAGUCUUAAAGGCUAACCAGUAGAAAGCUGGAAUGGCUUUGCUUUAUUACGUUGAUGUACUGCUCCACUGGCUUACAAGUAUGUAUGACUAGGAAUUUCAGGAAUAAUACUGUUGAAGACUUAAUUGGUGAGAACCACACUGGAAAUAAUGGCUCCAAGCUAGUAGAUGUCUUAGACCAGAAGACAUUUUCUAUAACGAUGUUCUAGUUUCAAGAGGGGCUCCUCUUGAAAAAUGGGUUCAAUUUUUUUUAAAAAAACCUGGAGCUUUUUGACCAAAGAUUAGUUGUGUUCUCCUCCCACUCCCUACCUCCCCAAAGAAGUCUCAAAGUAUAGAAUGAGGUGCCUUUUCACAUGUAGCAUAUAAACAGGCUGGCUUCAAGAAAAGUUCCUGUAAAGAUGACCUAUCUGGAGUGUUGUGUUAGCUCCACUGUCUUCCUGAAGGAGGCUGUUCAAAGGGAACAUGGUGCAAAGUAGCUUAAUUUUGGCUGCAGUCCUCUAGUUGGCAAUGUUAAUUUAUACUUAUACUUAAAAGAAUCCAUGUUUUGAUAAAUUAGCAUAGGUAUUUGAAAUCCAAACAGUGGCUCCCAGCAGAAGUUUUGAAUUCUUCAACCAUGUUGUCUAAAUCAAAAUGGAAAGGUAGUAGGGAAAACUAACUUAACCCAUGUGGCUUUCAACAGCACUUCCUAUUGCAGCUGGCCAUGCACUUAAUUGGUAGCCUUUGCAUACAUAAUAUCCCAGAAAAGGAAACUAGCUUAAGUUUAGGAGCAUGGUCAUAAUAAAACACUUAUUUGGGAACCAAUUCUGUUUGCAUAGCAUUGAAGUAAUAUGGAAUAAAAAGUAGUAUUUGGACCUCUUCGUACAUUUUCCUCAAAACAAGAGGACAGAUGGUUUUGUUAGUGCUGCUACUUCUGCAGCGCAGAGAUAAACGCUAUCUGUAGAAAUGCAAAUAUGCCUGGCUGUUCAAAAGCAGCACCACCUUGGGUGAAGUACUAGUUGAACCAAAUGGAUAAGCAGUCAAGUGUUGGGUUGCUGAAAUUAGUGCCAAGUACCUGCCAGUUUCAAUUACUUUUCCCAUACUGCACAUUUUUGCUGAGUCACUUUAGAGUGCCUGAAUAUUUCUUGAUUGCACUCUUUUUGCCUAUAAUUGUCAGUAGAGCAAGGUGCAUUGUUGCUCUUAAAGACUAUUUAAGUGCUAGAUUGCUUCCUGUCAUGUGAAUGCACCUUAGGGUGGGAGGAAUAUAAAGUGGGGUUGUUUUAAGAGGGCCUAGAACAACAAACUGGAGUUUAGGUUUUGUUCAGUUUUGAACUGAAAGUUGGAAUGGACUGUAGAAUUUCUUUACUGUUGGAACUUGUUCCAUGCAUGUAUAGUAAAUAUGCAUUUCUUUACAUUAUUAAUGUCAGUUGGUGGAUGAGUGGCUCUUGGGAGGGCUACAAAUAUGCACCUUAUUUUGGUUUCCUUAAAGUAAAACAAAUAAAGAUUGUCAACUUGA